UUCAACAUAUGUGCAUUAGUAUCCUAAGUUCUUCACAUACACAACCCUGCAUAAACUUGAGACCUUGAAUUCUCCUGUAUGCGUGAUUAGAAUCUUGCUAAGAAGUAGAAAACUAAGUUUAGGAUAUGGAAGUUAUAACUACUACUAGCUUCUCAUAAAAAAAUCGCAUCUGGGAUGUGGAACCAAACAUGCUCAAGGUUUUAAAUUGCAAUCACAUUUGUCAAGUUUUUUGGUAUUGCAGAAAAUCGCAGACAAAUGCAACUGAUGUGACCAUAAUUACUGUCAUGGAAACCUCCAAAGCCUUUGUGACCAAUAUCAUAGCUGCAAACCGUUUUCGAAAACCUUGAACAUGCUAAAUAGCAUAUUUCUAUACCUAUCAUUUCAUUACCCAAUAUUAUAACAAUGGCAAAAGGAACACUCAUAACCCUCCCAAGAUUUCUUUGCUUGAUGACCCUCUUCAUCAUGGCAAGUGCAAGUACACAAUCCCCAAACUACAUGGAUGUUGACUGCCACCACUCAAAAGAACAAGCCCUCACCCUGACAUACCAAACCAACCUUAACGAAACCCUCUCACAGCUCUCUUCUGAUGCCACCACAGGCAAAGGAUAUAGCCACACCACCGCAGGAAAUGGCACAGUUGAUGCUGUGUAUGGCCUCUAUGAUUGCAGGGGUGAUCUCACAGGAUAUUUCUGCCAGUUCUGUGUCUUUACUGCGGCCUCAGAGAUUCUCCAGCGCUGUCCUAACAGAUCCUCUGCUGUGAUAUGGUACGACUACUGCAUUCUCAGGUACUCAAACCAUAACUUUAUAGGGAAUCUUACCACAACCCCAUCAUGGUAUAUUUCGGAGUCAAAGAACAUCACUGAUCCAGAAGAACCUCAGAAAGCUGAGGAUUACAUGCAAAGUUUGAGAAGAGAAGCCACUGUGGAGACCAACAAGUUAUAUGCAAUGGGAGGGUUCAAUUUGAGUCAUGGAGAGGAAAGGUAUGGGUUGGUGCAGUGCAGUAGGGACCUUACUAAUGAGGAGUGCAGCCAGUGUUUGGAGGCUAUGAUAGACGAAGUUCCUCAGUGUUGUCGGGCAAAGCUAGGAUGGCAGGUUUUGGCUCCAAGUUGUCUUAUAAAGUAUAGUGAUUAUAUGUUCUACCAGAUUACUAAUCAGACAUCUUCUCCUUUACCUAAUCCAGCUAAGAAGGGAGGUACAAUUAAUUCAAAAACCUUGAUCAUUACCAUAGUGAGUGUGUUGGUGGCGGUAGCUCUACUAAGUUUCUCUGCCUACUACUGGAGGUAUCUGUCUAAUAAAGACUCAGAGACCACUCCUUUAUCUUUUCAUGACCAUAUUCAAAGAGAGAAUGCACUGAAUGCAGACCUUCCUACAAUCCCUUUAAUCUGGAUUCGCCAGAGCACUAAUAACUUUUCAGAGUUGUCUAAAUUAGGAGAAGGUGGAUUUGGUCCUGUUUACAAGGGUAAUUUAGAGGAUGGAACCGAAAUUGCUGUCAAAAGACUCUCUAAAACAUCUGGUCAAGGUUUGGAGGAGUUCAAGAAUGAAGUGAUCUUCAUAGCCAAACUGCAACAUAGGAACCUAGUGAGACUACUGGGUUGCUGCAUUGAGGAAAAUGAAAAGCUGCUUGUGUAUGAGUACAUGACAAAUUCCGGGCUUGACUCUCACCUGUUCAAUCAGGAAAAAAGAAAGCAACUAGAUUGGAAGCUACGACUGAGGAUUAUUAAUGGAAUUGCAAAAGGCCUUUUGUACCUUCAUGAAGACUCUAGACUUCGAAUAAUACAUAGAGAUAUGAAAGCUAGCAAUGUACUUCUGGAUCAAGAGAUGAAUCCAAAAAUAUCAGAUUUUGGAUUGGCAAGGACAUUUGAAAAAGGCCAAAGUCAGGAAAAUACAAACAGAGUCAUGGGCACCUAUGGAUACAUGGCUCCAGAAUAUGCUAUGGAAGGGUUAUAUUCAGUGAAAUCUGAUGUUUUCAGCUUUGGAGUUCUUUUAUUAGAAAUCAUAUGUGGAAGAAGGAAUAGUGGAUUCUAUCUUUCAAACCAUGGUCAAAGUCUUCUACUAUAUAGUUGGAGACUUUGGUGUGAAGGAAAAAGCUUGGAAUUGUUAGAUCCAAUGCUAGAAAAGACAUACAAAGGCAGUGAAGUUAUGAAGUGCAUACACAUUGGUUUGUUGUGUGUUCAGGAAGAUGCAGCAGAUCGACCAACCAUGUCCACAGUUGUUGUCAUGCUGGCAAGUGACACAAUGGUCCUUCCAAAUCCUAAUCAUCCUGCGUUUUCAGUUGGAAGAAAGACCAAGGAAGAAGAAUCAACAUCAAAAACUUCCAAGGAUCCUUCUGUUAAUGAAGUAACAGUAACAAAUAUUCUACCCAGGUAGUGGUGGAUAAGCAUGGCACAAAGCUUAGAGUAUGUUUGGAUACAAUUUAGAAACACAUUUAAAAUUUAAUAGUGUGUUUGAAUUUUAAAUUCUUUAUAAAUUCUCAAUCCAAAUAAAAUAU
This is a messenger RNA of Cajanus cajan (pigeon pea), 2488 nucleotides long. Its product is annotated as cysteine-rich receptor-like protein kinase 10. The record is from RefSeq and is a predicted model, not a curated record. Gene Ontology annotation, cellular component: plasma membrane. Gene Ontology annotation, biological process: protein phosphorylation. Lineage: Eukaryota; Viridiplantae; Streptophyta; Magnoliopsida; Fabales; Fabaceae. Gene Ontology annotation, molecular function: protein serine/threonine kinase activity; ATP binding.